UUCCAUGUCAACCCUAAACAACACCUUUGUAUGUAGUCAACUGCUGUUGUGCAUUUUCUCUCUGCUGCCCCAUAAAGAUGACGUUAUGCUGCAGAUCCAGGGAUGACGUCGCUCGCUCUCGCGAUAUUUCGGCGUCAAGCAGGUUUUGAGCCUAACCCCCCUCCCGCGCUGUCCCCUCCCACGCCCCAGCGCGCUGUGUCGGGAUAGUGGCAGUAUAAAGUAUAUCUUCCAUCCGAGACAGCUAAGAAGCGCCAGGCUAGAGGGGAUGAAGAUGGCGGACGCCAAGCAGAAAAGGAACGAACAGUUGAAGCGCUGGAUAGGCUCGGAGACGGAUCUCGAGCCGCCCGUCCUGAAGAAGAAGAAGACGAAGGUGAAGUUCGACGAUGGCGCCGUGUUUCUGGCCGCCUGCUCCAGCGGCGACACGGAGGAGGUGCUGCGAAUGCUCGACCGCUGCGCGGACAUCAACUACGCCAAUGUUGACGGACUCACCGCGCUGCACCAGGCCUGCAUAGAUGAUAAUGUGGACAUGGUGACCUUCCUGGUGGAGCAUGGAGCCUGCAUCAACCAGCCCGACAAUGAAGGCUGGAUUCCCCUUCACGCUGCCGCUUCCUGCGGAUACCUCGACAUCGCUGAGUAUCUUAUCAGUCAAGGUGCAAACGUCGGUGUAGUAAACAGCGAGGGAGAAACGCCACUGGAUAUCGCAGAGGAGGAGGCCAUGGAGGAGCUUCUGCAAAACGAGAUCAACCGGCAAGGCGUGGAUAUUGAGGCGGCCAGGAAAGAGGAGGAGCGGAUCAUGCUAAGGGAUGCACGACAGUGGCUUAACAGCGGUCAUAUCAACGACGUCCGGCACACCAAGUCUGGGGGGACCGCACUGCACGUCGCUGCAGCCAAGGGAUACGCUGAGGUUUUAAAGCUUUUAAUCCAAGCAGGGUAUGAUGUAAAUAUUAAAGACUACGAUGGCUGGACUCCGCUCCACGCUGCUGCACACUGGGGCAAAGAAGAGGCCUGCCGGAUACUAGUAGAGCAUUUGUGUGAAAUGGACAUUGUCAAUAAAGUGGGUCAGACGGCGUUUGACGUAGCUGAUGAAGAUAUCUUGGGAUAUUUAGAAGAGCUGCAAAAGAAACAGAAUCUGCUUCUGAGUGAAAAGAAGGAUGUUAAGAAGUCUCCUUUAAUAGAAACUACGACUACUGGGGACAAUAAUCAAUCUGUGAAACCACUGAAGAGUUUCGGUCUUCCUGUAGCUCAGCUGUCUGAUAACAUUACUGCCCUUGUGCCUGGGGGGGAGCCAGGCUGUCCUGCGUUGUGGCGUCAAGGCUUGCGCAAAACUGGCAUUUCACUUGUGCCCAAAAAAGCGAUGGUGAGCACACCUGCAGGGAAGGUGUCUCCUAAAGAGGAGGAGAGGAAGGAUGAGUCUCCUGCAUCAUGGCGACUGGGCCUGCGGAAAACCGGCAGUUACGGAGCGCUGGCAGAAAUCAGCACAACUAAAGAGGCACAGAAAGAGCAGGACACAGCCGGGGUGAUGCGCUCGGCCUCUUCUCCUCGCCUCUCAUCCUCACUGGACAAUAAGGACAAGGAAAAGGAGAAGGAGAAGACACGUCUGGCGUAUGUUGCACCAACCAUCCCGAGGAGACACGUUAGCACAUCAGACAUCGACGAGAAGGAAAACAGGGAUUCGGCUGCUAGUCUGGUACGUAGCGGCUCAUACACCAGGAGACGCUGGGAAGAAGACCUGAAGAACAACGACGGAACUGCCUCGCAAAACAGAACCUCCAGCUAUCAGCGCAGUACGUCUCACACGCUAGCGUUAGGCCGCACGUCUAGCUCUUGCGACCUGCCCGCCAAAUCCUCCUCUGCCUCCAGCCUGGAACCUAACAACUCUAAAGCCUGGCAGCAGCCUUCCUCCUACUACCAGUCUUACAGCAUUCACCGCAGCGGAUCGUUUGGAAGGAAGCAGGAUGAUGCUUUAAGUUCCACUUCUUCCUCCACCUCCACAACAACGACCUCCACCUCCUCUGUUACCUCACCCACCGGACAUCGCAGCCUGCUGUCCAGGUAUUGGGCAGAAGAGAGUACGGAAAAGGAGAAGGAAAAAGAGUCGGCCACGGUCAUCCCCACAAUCAACACUGCAGCCACCACCACUACCACCUCCACUACUGGAACUGUGCUGGGCUCUGACGGACGAGAGAGACGCAGAUCAUACCUCACCCCUGUGCGUGACGAAGAGUCCGAGUCUCAGAGGAAAGCCAGAUCCAGACAGGCACGGCAGUCCAGGAGGUCCACACAGGGUGUGACCUUGACUGAUCUCCAGGAGGCAGAGAAGACCAUCGGUCGCAGUCGUCCCACAUGGCCUCGAGAAGAUGAGAAAGAAGAGAAGGAGAAACAGGACAAGGAGAAACAAGAAGAGAAGAAAGAGACGGAGACCAAGGAGGAUGACUACAGGUCACGCUACCGCAGCUUUGAAGAGAAGUACCGGAGCACCUCCUUGGCCUCGACCACCACAGCCUCCUCCACCCUGCCUUCCUCCUCGUCUAGCAGCUCCUCUUCUCUGUACAGCACCUCCUCUCUGAACCGACCCAACAGCCUGAGUGGUCUCACUUCCACCUACAGCCGCACCACACGUGUCACUGAGAGAGAGUCUGACAGAAAAGAAAAAGAGGAUGACAGGGACGCUGAAGACAAGUCUCAGCCACGCUCUAUACGCGACCGCAGACGACCUCGAGAGAAAAGACGCUCGACUGGAGUGUCAUUCUGGACCCAGGAUAGUGACGAGAACGAGCCAGAGCAGCCAUCAGACUCAGAAGAAGGCAGCACUAAAGGAGAGCCUCAGAGUGACAGACUGUCCAGGAAUGACCCUGUUUCUACUAGCACUUCCUCCCUCGACCGUUACGAGUCUUUGAGUAGCCGUGGCAUUGGGGAGAGCCGGCGGCCGUACUCUCGCUUCGAAAGAGACGACACCACUGAUUAUAAGAAGCUUUAUGAGCAGAUUUUAGCUGAAAACGAGAAGUUGAAAGCUCAGUUACGAGAUACAGAACUGGAGCUGGCAGACCUGAAACUGCAGCUGGAGAAAGCCACGCAGAGGCAGGAGCGCUUUGCUGAUCGAUCACAGCUGGAGAUGGAGAAAAGGGAAAGAAGAGCUUUAGAAAGGAAGAUCUCUGAGAUGGAGGAGGAACUGAAGAAUCUUCCUCAGGUAAAGCAGGUGCAGUCUCUGCGUCAGUAUAACGAGCGUUUGCAGGCAGAGAACAGGGCGCUGGCUCGCGUGCUCUCCAAAAUCUCACAGGGCUGCAGCCACCUGCCCGCAGCAGACCUGUAGACCCGCCCUCACCUCCCCUUACACCCCUCCUCAUGCUCCAUUCAGCUCCGCCCACGCCCAUAUAAAGGCAGGUGCCAGCUGAUGCUCCGCCUCCCUCUGUGCUUCCUGGGGAGGAUUUUGGGGCUUUAAAA
This is a messenger RNA of Sinocyclocheilus rhinocerous, 3441 nucleotides long. RefSeq names its product protein phosphatase 1 regulatory subunit 12A-like. The coding region runs from base 266 to 3310 and encodes 1014 amino acids. Gene Ontology annotation, molecular function: phosphatase regulator activity; enzyme inhibitor activity; protein kinase binding. The transcript has 26 exons. NCBI's taxonomy places the organism in Eukaryota, Metazoa, Chordata, Actinopteri, Cypriniformes, Cyprinidae. The record is from RefSeq and is a predicted model, not a curated record. Gene Ontology annotation, biological process: signal transduction. Gene Ontology annotation, cellular component: A band; cytoplasm; Z disc.